Molecule: messenger RNA, 501 nt
Organism: Humulus lupulus (European hop)
Lineage: Eukaryota; Viridiplantae; Streptophyta; Magnoliopsida; Rosales; Cannabaceae
Exons: 1
Coding region: 1-501 (166 amino acids)
Molecular function (GO): nucleic acid binding; RNA-DNA hybrid ribonuclease activity
Source: RefSeq, a predicted model, not a curated record
AUGAGGGAACUGAUACAAGAAUUGUGCAAACUCUUCGUUGACGGGUCAUCCAACGAAAAUGGAUCGGGAGCUGGCAUAAUCCUAAUUGUACUUGAAGGACAUCGAUUCCAUACAACUCUGAGAUUUGUUUUUGACGCAUCCAACAACGAAGCAGAGUACGAGGUUUUGUUGGCUGGAGUUCGGGUAGCAAAAGAAUUUAAAGAAAAUGAGAUUCAAUGUUUUAUUGAUUCUCAACUCGUGGUUAAUCAUGUAUUGGGGGAAUACAAGGCUCGAGGAAUCAAAAUGGAAGCUUGUCUAGCUAAGGUGAAAACUGAACUGUCAAAGUUUGAAUUCUACUCCAUCGAACAAGUACCACACGAGCAUAACACAAAUGCAGAUGCUUUAGCCCAACUCGCCACCAAAACUAAAACAGACACAUUGAAUGUGGUCCCUGUAGAAUUCUUGGCCACGAGAGGUUGGAAUGAUUUGCGAAGGAUCGACUUGGAUGACUCCAAUGAUUGA